AGCGGGAACUUUGUUGCGCCGCUGUUGUGUUGUGUCGUUGAUUGCGACAAGAGUUGAGUCGAGGCGGGUGUUAUUUAAAUAAGUAUUGUUUUGAUCGUUGCAAUGGAUUUGCGUAGCUUUGCUUUGUUUUGCAUUUUACUAUUUGUUAUUGGAUUCAGUACCACCACAGUGACGGCUAGACCGCGUGGACGACCGAACAUAUGCCUACAGCCACCGCCAAGGUCAGAAGGUGUUUGCACCAUCGAAAUUGAAGGUUUCUACUUUGAUCAACGCACCAAUGAUUGCCAAAUGUAUGUAUUAGGCGGUUGUCGCACCGUUCCGGGACAAAGUUUUGGCUCACGGCAAGAUUGCUUGGACACUUGUGUACAUUUGACACGGCAUAUACAGGACUUGCGUAUCAACGAAUGAGUAAUGGAGUUGGCUUGGAGUAGCAAAAUGAAUGGAACUGCUCGAAUAAUACUUGAAUAAUUAUAAGAUAAAUAAAUACAUACAUCCUUAUAUGUACAUAUAUAUGUACAUAUGUAUAUUA
Messenger RNA from Rhagoletis pomonella (apple maggot), 529 nucleotides. RefSeq names its product kunitz-type serine protease inhibitor HMGS1-like. The transcript has 2 exons. NCBI's taxonomy places the organism in Eukaryota, Metazoa, Arthropoda, Insecta, Diptera, Tephritidae. Bases 103 to 408 code for a protein of 101 amino acids. The record is from RefSeq and is a predicted model, not a curated record. Gene Ontology annotation, molecular function: serine-type endopeptidase inhibitor activity.